Messenger RNA from Mytilinidion resinicola, 465 nucleotides. RefSeq lists its product as uncharacterized. The transcript has a single exon. The record is from RefSeq and is a predicted model, not a curated record. NCBI's taxonomy places the organism in Eukaryota, Fungi, Ascomycota, Dothideomycetes, Mytilinidiales, Mytilinidiaceae. Bases 1 to 465 code for a protein of 154 amino acids.
AUGUGGCUUACAGAAGAGCUUGAUGAGGAGGUCACGGAGGUACUGCGGGCCGUGGAUGUAGUUGCAGUCUUGAUCGAAGAGGCAGAUGUUCGCACGGAGGAAGUUGACGCCCGAGUUGAUGAUACACUAGAACUCUUGCUGUUGCUCGUGGAGCUGGAUUUCUUUGUUGACGAAAAUGACGACGUUUUGGUCGAUGAGGCGGUUGAAGAGGGACAGGUUGGUGUAAGCUUCAGGCUAGUACAAGAGGCCGAUCCGGUCACAGUCCUGGUAUAUGUCUUUCCAAGCGAGGUAGCAAGGCUCUUACAUGUACACGGUGCAGUAGGACAGGUCGGCGUCAGUUUCAGGCUCGUGCAGGAGGCCGAUCCAGUCACGGUUCUGGUGCUUAUCUUGCCAAGCGAGGUAGCAAGACUUUUACAUGUACACGGUGCAGUAGUGGUCGACGCCUUGGAGGAGGUUGUGGUCUGA